AUUUUUUUCACUCUCUAUAUAAACACCGUCUCUUCCACUUCCCCACAACACAAUACAUUCUUUGCUAAUUCCAACUAAGAGGAAAAAAAACAAAAAAAAAAAAGGCUCCUGCAAUGGCCUGCUCAAGCUCUUCAAGACCCACAAAAGUUCAAGAACUCAACGUGUACGAGAUCAACGAGCGAGAUCGUUCAAGCCCUGCGUAUCUCAGUUUAAGCCAGAAACCUGUGCAUGCCCUCGGAGACCUUGUGCCCUUCACUAACAAAAUAUACACCGGAGAUCUUCAGAAACGAUUGGGGAUAACGGCGGGAAUCUGCAUUUUGAUCGAAAACAAGCCGGAGAAGAAAGGAGAUCGAUACGAGGCAAUUUACAGCUUCUAUUUCGGGAACUACGGCCACGUGGCGGUUCAGGGGCCGUACUUGACUUACGAGGACACGUAUCUGGCUGUGACUGGUGGGUCUGGGAUUUUCGAAGGGGUGUACGGGCAGGUGAAGCUGCACCAGAUUUUGUUCCCCUUCAAGGUUUUGUACACAUUUUAUCUGAAGGGGAUUGAGGAUUUGCCUGAGGAGCUUACAAAUGUGAAGGUUGUUGAGCCCGGCCCUGGUGUGGAGCCCAGCCCUGCUGCCAAGGCCUGUGAGGCCCAUGCCACCGUGUCCAACUUCACCAGCUGAUGAGAAUUGUAGUACGAAUGAGAGGAAUUGGAUGAAUAUGGUAUUUAAUUAAAUGUUUUGUGUGUUUUGAAGUCAAUGUAUCGUUUUGAACAAUGCAUUUUAUAUAUCAAGUGAGAUGACAACUUUUGAUGCUUGUUUA
Messenger RNA from Pyrus x bretschneideri (Chinese white pear), 807 nucleotides. RefSeq names its product allene oxide cyclase, chloroplastic. NCBI's taxonomy places the organism in Eukaryota, Viridiplantae, Streptophyta, Magnoliopsida, Rosales, Rosaceae. Gene Ontology annotation, molecular function: allene-oxide cyclase activity. The record is from RefSeq and is a predicted model, not a curated record. Gene Ontology annotation, biological process: jasmonic acid biosynthetic process. Bases 114 to 668 code for a protein of 184 amino acids. The transcript has 3 exons.